CUCAAUUGAACUAGGUCGUUGAGAACUAUACAAUACUAAACCUGGCGCAUUGCGCAUUUCCACUAAUAUAUAAAAAAUAUCUGAAUAUACCACAAACAAGAUUUCUAAAAAUAGUUGGUGCUAGUCUUAAUAGAAGACUGGUUUGGAGAAAAUGACGGAUGUUUGCGAACCUUUAACACUUGCAAGAGAUGUCAAACGUUCAAUUGAGUUGUUGGAAAAACUCCAAGCUAGCGGAGACUUUCCUACGACGAAAUUAGCAGCCUUACAAAAAGUACUUCAAAGUGAUUUCCUAAACGCUGUACGCGAAGUGUACGAACAUGUUUACGAGACGGUGGAUAUACAAGGAUCACAAGAUGUGCGAGCAUCAGCAACAGCUAAGGCCACAAUAGCAGCAUUCGCAGCAAGUGAGGGUCAUGCUCACCCCAGAGUCGUGGAAUUACCAAAAACGGAAGAGGGCCUUGGUUUCAAUGUAAUGGGAGGUAAGGAACAAAAUUCACCAAUUUAUAUAUCCCGCAUUAUUCCUGGUGGUGUGGCAGAUCGGCACGGUGGUUUGAAACGGGGCGACCAACUUUUAUCUGUGAAUGGAGUGUCUGUUGAAGGUGAAAAUCACGAAAAAGCGGUGGAGCUUUUGAAACAAGCUGUGGGCUCUGUCAAACUUGUUGUAAGAUAUACUCCGAAAGUUCUCGAAGAAAUGGAAAUGAGGUUUGACAAGCAGCGCACCACAAGAAGAAGGCAAUAAGAUUUAGUGAGAAGCAGGCCUUAAAAACAACUUUAUAUUCAAUUAGACGCGACAUAUAAAUAGAGGCGCUAAACAUAUUUAUUAUUGCUGUUAAAAUUAAACUAAUAAAAAUACAUUUCUUCGUUUA
Messenger RNA from Musca domestica (house fly), 866 nucleotides. It is a transcript of the gene veli, whose product is annotated as protein lin-7 homolog C. Gene Ontology annotation, molecular function: protein binding. NCBI's taxonomy places the organism in Eukaryota, Metazoa, Arthropoda, Insecta, Diptera, Muscidae. Bases 152 to 739 code for a protein of 195 amino acids. Gene Ontology annotation, cellular component: basolateral plasma membrane; synapse; cell-cell junction. The transcript is spliced from 4 exons. Gene Ontology annotation, biological process: protein localization to basolateral plasma membrane; maintenance of epithelial cell apical/basal polarity; neurotransmitter secretion. The record is from RefSeq and is a predicted model, not a curated record.